Diversispora eburnea is the source of this 1008-nucleotide messenger RNA. Lineage: Eukaryota; Fungi; Glomeromycota; Glomeromycetes; Diversisporales; Diversisporaceae. The record is from the annotation of a GenBank genome assembly.
GAAGAAAGCAAAAAUUUGGCUAAUCUUCCUGUUUUACAAGAAAUGCAAACCUUAGUUCAGGAUGUGGAAAAAAAAGAAGACUUUGGUAAAAAAGUUUACGGAACUUGGGAUUAUGUUUAUGCGGGAGGAAUUGCCCUGGGAGUAUUUUUGGUUACCACUGACUCGGGAAUUACUAACCGUGAUGUUUAUGAUGAUCCCACUGAAAAAGCCAAAAAAUUAGCCACCAUGGAAGCAACUCAAAAAGAAUUGAAUGAUGCCAAAAGUCAACUAAACAAAAAUGAAAGCAUUAUUAAAAAAAACGAAACUGACAUCGCUAAAUUGUAUGAUGAAUUAAGUAAAGGUGCUGAGCAUCUGACAGAAGAACAAAUCAAAUCAAAAAAUAAUGCUCCGGACUUAACUUUGAGGGCAGCAACUGCUCCUGUUAUUUAUGUAAUCAGUGGGUUUGAUGGUGAUACCACCACAAAUUACGUUAAAGGUUCCGAUCAACCCGGAGACACUAAUACUGUCAGUAAAACAAAAAAUGCGGAGAAUAAAUUAAACGAUGACAAAGGGCAUAAGGAAGUCAUUGAUCGGUUAGAAAAAUUAGAACAGAAAACAGGAAUUUCCCAAAAAGAUAAUAUUGAUAAAAUAGAAGAAGUUAAGAAAAAACGGGAAGAAGAAAUUAAAGACUUGAUUGAGAAAAGCAAAGGUGCUUCCCCAGAAGAGAGAAAAAAAAUAAUGGAUGAAAUAGUGACUAAAACUAAGGAAGAGCAGGAAGCGAUUAAUAAGAUAUUACAGGAAAGUAAUCGCAAAUUAGAGCAAAAAAAAUUAAAUACCUUAGAAGAAGCACAACAGGAACAAAAGAAUGACAAUAAAAAACGAGCCGCUGAAUUAUUUAUUGAGGCUAAUAAACAUCAACAAACUAUCCAUACCCAAAACCAACUAAUUGAAGAGUUGAAAAAAAAGCAGAAAGAAAAAGAACAAGCCGCCAAAGAAUUAGUGGAAACACAAAGCCAGGACAAAUCAUGA